AUGUCGGAACUUGAGGAUGCCAUGGCUCUUCUUGCUUAUACUGGAAAUAAAAGAAAGUCAAAAAAGCAGGAGCCGACGAUCCCGGCUGAGAUUUCGCAUUUGCUGGAUCAAGAGCACAGAGAAAAACUCGUCAAAUUGCUAAACUCAAAAAUACUAGAGGCCGGUGGGCUGGUACAGCCCGAGCCCAAGGUCAAUAAUUUGAUUAGAUUGAUGUUCUGGGCCCAGAGCCUUUUGGACGAAUAUGGGGCCACAUAUCCGCACAUUGACCAUCUUUUAGACGUCGGCACCAAAGAACAGGUAGAGGAGCGAGAAAGCUGCCCAUCUGUCGAGAGCACGGCAAGCAAGUCUCGCAUUGCUAUCCGUCUUUCUGGCAUGUACGCAGAGGAUGACGAGGAUGCGCCGUGUAGCGGUCUCGGGUUACUCGAUGGAGUUUCUGCUGGAUUUGAUGAUGAUGAUGAUGAUGAUGAUGCCGGUGUUCCCUGUGGGGAGUUAGCAUUGACCAUCCACUGCUUUAAUGGGAUGCCAAGCUGGCCCAUCGCAGUGGCAUUGAUGAUUUUGGCCCGGAUGCUACUUGAGUCUUGGAGACCAAGUGCCGAAAUUGCUUGGGGAGACGACACACUUUGUUCUGGAUCUUCUCCGGUGGGCGGUUGGGCUGAGGUGGAGUUUGGAACCCUUCCUCUUCGCGAAGUAGGAAGGAUGCCGCCGAUUGAGGACAGCAAUUGGUCAAAUUCUGCCUUUUCGCGCCUGUGUUGUUCUGAGAGCGCCUUGUCGAGAACGUACAAUUGA
Messenger RNA from Mitosporidium daphniae, 786 nucleotides. Its product is annotated as putative lish motif-containing protein. The coding region runs from base 1 to 786 and encodes 261 amino acids. Lineage: Eukaryota; Fungi; Microsporidia. The record is from RefSeq and is a predicted model, not a curated record. The transcript has 2 exons.